Messenger RNA from Seminavis robusta, 1227 nucleotides. NCBI's taxonomy places the organism in Eukaryota, Bacillariophyta, Bacillariophyceae, Naviculales, Naviculaceae. The record is from the annotation of a GenBank genome assembly.
AUGAGAAGUCAUACAAGUACAAACACAAGCAGUUUAUUGGCGGGGUUGGCCUUGUCGAUAUUCUUUUUGUCUCUGCAGUCCACGUUUCUGCAGCAUCAGAUACGAUGGCAUGUGGAUCAUGCCAUUGCCGAAACACAGGCAUCCCAGCAGCGUCUCUUUAGCCGUCAGCAACAGCAAUGGGAAGCAUUGUGGGACAAGAGACACCAACGGCAACUCCUCCAGCAACAGGCUAUUUCAGACAAGCUCUUGGAGCAAGUACAAGCUUCUCUGGAAAAGAUGCAGGCAUUGCAACAACACAACAAGGAUAACUCGGAGGUACAAACGGCUCUCACGGAACUACAAGACUCCAUCGAAGAAACAACUGAACGGCUGCUAAACAAGAAAAUACCAGGUGAAACACAAACUGCAAAGGCGUCACCUACUACUAGUGCAAGAUCAUCAUCCUCACUACUCCACCAGGUAGCACCGGCCUUUUUUCCAAUUGACUUUGUCACGGGAAAAAUCAUGUUUCCUCCCACUGUCACGACCAUUUUAAUUGAUGUGGGAGCCAAAGAACCGGCAUACUUUUUAGACAUGGUCACUCGCAUGAGAGAUCCCACUGUGGGACUCAUCAUGUUUGACCCACUCUACGAUGGCUACGUUCCCAUUGCCCGACGGGCCCUCGAUUACACGAUGCAACAUUCCGAUCCAUUGGCGGAUUACAUUGCAUCGCCCGACACUACCAAACGAGUGUUUGCCAUUCAAGCCGCCAUUGGCCCGACCGAAGGACAGGUCGAAUUCCAACUCUCCGAAAGUGCCUAUUGCGGAACCAUCAAACAAGGCAAGGUGUUUGAAGAUACGGCAACGGGUUGCAAAAAAGGAAUUGGCAGUGUCCGAGCCCAAGUAUUUACCCUCCAUGACGUAUUGGCGUUGAUACCACAAAAUAAUACAACAACAAUCCACAUCAAAAUUGAUGCCGAGGGAGUCGACAAUGACAUUUUGUUUGCAUCCGCCAAGGCAUUCAGCGCAAGAGUGGAAACGGUGGUGGUGGAAAAGAACACGGAUCCACGCGACAAGGCAGGGUUCUUGUGUCAACACGCCGGACUUUGCAACCAGGCAUCCAGUUGUUGCAACACCAUUUUCUGGCGGCACGACAAGUCGGCCUUGCCAUCCUUCCUGCGAGACAAGACUAUGCGAUUUCAAAAUUCGACCGUGGAGUUUCAAGAAUUGUUUCAGUUGGUGCAGUAA